Molecule: messenger RNA, 3217 nt
Organism: Linum trigynum
Lineage: Eukaryota; Viridiplantae; Streptophyta; Magnoliopsida; Malpighiales; Linaceae
Source: the annotation of a GenBank genome assembly
AACAAACGAAGUAGCACCAAGCGCAAACAGCUCGUCCGAUCCGACCGAGUUCAUGACGAUUGAUCACAAUGUCAUUAGCCGCCUCCUGGGAGUCGCUCGAAGACGCUCAACACAGUGAAUCACGGGUGAGAGAUUACAUGGCGGUGGACAGAGAUGAGGAUCAAAAUGCUCCGAGCUGAAGAGGCAGGGGAAGACGAGGCUCCAAGACUUGGACAAGGGAAGCAGAAGAACCCAGAUCCCCCGAUCAAAGAACUGAACCCACGAGCAGCAAGGCUAGACUCUGCAAUCCAUCCUCCGUCGGCCACCUAGAUGCAGAACAACCACCUGGGAAGAGCGAAGGGGAAAACCAGAGAAUCGAUUCACCACAAAAGAUGUUAAACCAACCAUCAUGAGAGAAGACCCAAGAUGCAAAACCCAGCCCCAAAGGAGAGCAAAUCCCAGCAAAAAACCCUAGAACAGGGGAGCGAAAUGCCAAGAAUGGCUUGAAAAGCUUGAAAGCAGAGUGAAAACAUAAAAAACAUAGACAGGGAAUUAAAGGGAGGUAGCAGGAAGAAAGAAAAAGGGGGUGGGCUACCGCCGGUCACCAAGAGAUGCCGGCGGCAGCCCCGGGGAGCUUCAGAAGCGAGAGGAAAGGAAGAGAGAGAUGAGAGCAAAUUUUCUGAAUUAAAGUUCCACUAAUGAGUAAUUAGUGGAUUGUGUAUGAAGAGGUUUAUGACAGUGAGUUCAAAUAUGAGAAAAAGGAGGGGGAGGGCUUCUCUUCUUCCUGGCUAGUUUAGUACUAGUAGCAGGGUUCAAGAAGGCGUGCCUAGGCGCACGCCUAGGCUCAAUUAGGUGCUAGGCGGUGGAGGAUCGCCUUGACUUGGCCAUAGGCGUUGUAAAAGGUGAUGGUAGCGCUUAGUAGGUAGAAAUAGCGCUUAGUUUGCGCCUAGUGGAGAGAAGGCGUUCCUAGACAAGCUUAGGCGGUUAAACCCAAUACUCUUUGUUUUGUCCUAGAAAAUCAUUAAAUUGCCUCUUGCCCUAGAAAAUCAGAAACACGGGAAGGGAUGACCAUGCUAUGUAUGUAUUCGUAGAUGAGGAUGAGGAAUCAUAUUGUGCACCCUUGAGUACUGGUACAGAUGCAAUGGCGGGUGAACAGAGUGAGCUUCGUAGGAGUGCACGAGUGAGAGAGCUCCAUGAUGAAGAAUUAGAGUCUGAAGAGGAGGAAGAGGAGGAGGAUGGUGAGGAGAUUGCUUUUGAGGAUGAUGAAGUGGUGGCUUGACGGACCUACUUGGAUGAUGAAGAAUGAACAUUUUCCUAUGAACUUAUUGACUAUGGUUUAGUAUUUCGACAUUUUAUGAACUUGUGAUUUUAGGAAGUGGUCACUAUUUGCUUGUUAUUUGUUAUGUUAAGUGUUUACUGUUAAGAACUAGGCAUUGCUAAUUUUAUAUGCACUUGGAUUAUAUGAAUUAUUCCAGAAAACAGGAAAUAUUUGAGAACUUUUUCCAUUUAUGCUCUAAACGCCUAGGCGCGCCUAGACUACACCUAAUCAGGCAAGACGCAAGUCAGGAGCCGAGCGCCUGCCCUACGCCUAGCGCCUUUUAGAACCUUGACUAGUAGUACACUAGUACCCAGUCUGAUAUGAAACCCAGCUGUAAGUUCAGCUACUAGGGGAACGUGAGAGCUUAGAGUUGCCACUUUCCCUGCACCUUUUCUCGGCAAAUGUCACUUUCGGUAGCAAAACAAACAUCAGCCUCACUCAUCAGCCUCACUCACCCACAUGCAUAUCAUCGUCACAACUAAAAUAUAUCGCCACUAGCUAGUACUAACAGUACAACUUGUGACCAAGAAAAGAGAAACAAAAUCAAUGUGAAAGAAAUAAUAGGCUAUUAUGUUUGAGUAUCUUUUUAAACCAAGCUUUCUCUAUUCCACUCGCGCUCACGUAUUUUUCAUGAGGAGAAUAUGUGUGUUGUUCGGUGUUUGGUGUAUUAGAGACUAUAAACUCCAAGUUUCUUUGUACACGAGUUUUAGCUAAAAUUCAUAUAUAAACCCUAAUUAGACUAUGUAUCCACCCAUUUAGUCUUUUACAGGUUUGAGUAUUGGACUCCAUAAUUUAAUCAUUUACAACUAACCCACACGAACAAAUACAUAGUAUAAUCCUUCGUGUGUUCUUAUUACGCCUCCUGCUGCUGCUGCAUUGUCGCUUGCUGGAUUGUUGACAGGAAAACUACAACCCAUGUAAUAGGAAUUAAUUUUACCAACGUAUUAAACAUUUAGAUAUUCUAUAAAAUUGAUGCCUAAAAUUAAUGAUACAUAAUCUUCGAUAUGUAAGUUAAUUUGCUACUCAAGUAAUCGGUUGACAUUUUCAUUUAUAAUAUAACCGCUCUAUUGUUCCCAAUUCUUUGAUAUAUACAUGACUAGAAACCAAGUUGCUUAGGUUUAUUUUAUUUUUUUUUUCCCACAAAUAUUUGUUAUGAGAUGUUGGAUACAUCAUACAUCUAGGAGAAUCUGCUAGCAAGCUACAACGUCAUUUUCUCGCUUUGCAUACAAUGAAAUUGGACAACAAUGUUUCUGUUAGGGCAUUAUUAUAUACAACGGGAAACAAUGUCUUUGAAUCCAAUCAACAAAGACUUCACCAUAACAAUAAAAUAAUAUACCCAACACAAGAAAGCAUUUUAAUUUAUUCAAUUAACAAAGACAGUUGACGGCGUUGGUGGUGAAAAUUGAAUUUAAUUACAUGUAUUAAUCCUUUUGAUAGUAAUUAGGUUAGGUCAUAGGCGGCUUCAUUUCUGUGUAUUUAAUUUAGCUGGGUAGUUCAUUUUCAUAAUAGUUGGUGUUGCUUUCAGAAAUAAGUAGAGGACCGUGGCCUGGAAGUUGGAGGGAAAUCCUUUGAAUUGAAAUCCGCAAUUAGUUGAACAUGUCUUUCGAAAGCAAUAUUAGUAGGCCUAGUUGGUAACCACUUACUCCUCUUCUGCAUUUUCCCUUUUGUUCUAUAAUUGAUGACUUAAUUGUAAUUGCGCAACAUUAAUUUAUCAGCCAUAUAUAUUUUGGAAAUGAUAAUCUUGAUUUGAUUUACUUUAAGCUAUUUAUCUUGAGUGGUUUAUUUUUGGGUGAAACAGGUAGGUAUGAUUUUCCUUUCGCUUUGUUCCGUCCUAACUCGCUCAAUUCUUAAUUUUUUUAAUCUAAAAUCUACCCAAUAUCUAGUCAAAUUACUUUUUUUUUAUAAAGAAGAUGAUUGCAU